ACCAGCUCCAUCAGCGAACAGGACACGCAGGGUCCCAAGUCAGAAGUCUCGCCCUCUACUUCAGUGGUAACUGCAGAGCAACAGCAAGAAGAACCAAUUCGGCUUCAGAGGAUGCCUGCUGCUCCCUCCCCCACCAUUCAAUCCAUUUCUCUAGCUGUACCAAAGCCCAGAGCUCACCAGCUCAAUAUCAAGUCAUUCACAAGCCCUACCCAGUGCAGUCACUGCACCUCUCUCAUGGUGGGAUUGGUUCGACAAGGGUAUGCCUGUGACGUGUGUUCAUUUGCAUGCCAUGUUUCCUGCAAGGAUAGCGCACCCCAGGUCUGCCCCAUACCCCCUGAGCAAGCCAAAAGGCCUCUCGGAGUAGAUGUGCAAAGAGGAAUAGGCACCGCCUAUAAAGGUUACGUCAAGGUCCCAAAGCCCACCGGAGUUAAGAAAGGGUGGCAGAGGGCUUACGCAGUUGUCUGCGACUGUAAACUCUUCCUGUACGAUGUGCCUGAAGGAAAAUCCACCCAGCCAGGAGUUGUUGCAAGUCAAGUCUUGGAUCUCAGAGAUGAAGAUUUUUGCGUCAGCUCUGUCCUGGCGUCGGACGUGAUCCACGCGACUCGCAAAGACAUCCCGUGUAUAUUCAGGGUGACGGCCUCUCUCCUGGGUUUGCCUUCCAAGUCCUGUUCCCUGCUGAUCCUGACGGAAAACGAGAACGAGAAGAGGAAGUGGGUCGGCAUCCUGGAAGGGCUGCAGUCCAUCCUGCACAAGAACAGGCUGAAGAACCAGGUGGUGCACAUCCCGCAGGAAGCCUACGACAGCACGCUGCCCCUCAUCAAGGCCAGCUUAGCCGCUGCCAUCGUAGAUCGAGAUAGAAUAGCAAUUGGUUCAGAAGAAGGACUGUACGUGAUAGAGGUGACACGUGACGUGAUAGUCCGAGCUGCUGACUGCAAGAAGGUGUACCAGAUAGAGCUGGCUCCCAAGGAGAAGAUCAUCAUCCUGGUCUGCGGCCGAAACCACCACGUCCACCUGUACCCCUGGGCCUCCCUGGACGGCUCGGAGGGCAACUUUGACAUGAAGCUGGCGGAGACCAAGGGCUGCCAACUGAUCACCACGGGGGCGCUGAGGAAGAGCUCCUCCACUUGUCUGUUUGUGGCUGUCAAACGCCAGGUUUUCUGCUACGAAAUCCACAGAACUAAACCUUUCCACAAAAAAUUCAGUGAAAUCCAGGCUCCGGGAACUGUGCAGUGGAUGGCAGUGUUCAAGGACAAGCUCUGUGUUGGCUACCUGUCUGGGUUCUCUCUGCUGCCCAUCCAGGGAGAUGGACAGUCUAUAAACCUGGUAAAUCCCAAUGACCCCUCGCUUAUCUUCCUCUCCCAGCAGUCUUUUGAUGCCCUUUGUGCUGUGGAGCUCAGUAAUGAGGAAUUCCUGCUUUGCUUCAGCCAUAUGGGAGUUUACGUCGAUUCGCAAGGUCGAAGGUCUCGCAUGCAGGAACUAAUGUGGCCUGCAACUCCUGUUGCCUGUA
Messenger RNA from Mesitornis unicolor (brown roatelo), 1507 nucleotides. RefSeq names its product serine/threonine-protein kinase MRCK beta-like. The annotation marks the transcript as partial. The transcript has 9 exons. Gene Ontology annotation, biological process: actomyosin structure organization; peptidyl-threonine phosphorylation. Gene Ontology annotation, molecular function: protein serine/threonine kinase activity. Gene Ontology annotation, cellular component: cytoplasm; cytoskeleton. Lineage: Eukaryota; Metazoa; Chordata; Aves; Mesitornithiformes; Mesitornithidae. The record is from RefSeq and is a predicted model, not a curated record.